This is a messenger RNA of Capra hircus (goat), 5381 nucleotides long. It is a transcript of the gene ABCC6, whose product is annotated as ATP binding cassette subfamily C member 6. Gene Ontology annotation, cellular component: membrane. Gene Ontology annotation, biological process: transmembrane transport. The transcript has 32 exons. Gene Ontology annotation, molecular function: ATP hydrolysis activity; ATP binding; ABC-type transporter activity. The coding region runs from base 186 to 4751 and encodes 1521 amino acids. NCBI's taxonomy places the organism in Eukaryota, Metazoa, Chordata, Mammalia, Artiodactyla, Bovidae. The record is from RefSeq and is a predicted model, not a curated record.
GCCCUGAGCGCCUCGCCACCUCGCCUCACUUCACCCCUCCGCGCCCCACCCUCGCCGCCCGGCCGGACCUUGCCCCCCGGCCUCGCAAUGCAAGAACUCGAAUCCCCGCCCCUUCCCCCGGCCGGAACGCGGCCAAGGAAGCCGUCCUCGGACCGACAGACAGACCAACAGACGGACGGCGCCCGAUGGCCGGGCAAGGCGAGCCCUGCGCGGGCCCGGGGGUCUGGAACCAGACGGAGUCCGAGCCUGCCACUGCCCGCUUGCUGAGCCUGUGCUUCCUGAAAACAGCAGGGGUCUGGAUGCCCCCCAUGUACCUCUGGGUCCUUGGCCCCAUCCACCUCCUCUACAUCCACCGCCAUGACAAGGGCUACAUCCAAAUGUCCCGCCUCUUCAAGGCCAAGAUGGUACUUGGGUUCACCCUCAUAAUCCUGUGUACCUCCAGCGUGUCUGUGACUCUUUGGAGAAUCCAGCAGGGAACGCCCCAGGCCCUCGAGUUCCUCAUACACCCCACGGUGUGGCUCACCACAAUGAGCUUCGCCGUGUUCCUGAUCCAUGCCGAGAGAAAGAAGGGCGUCCAGGCGUCGGGGGUGCUCUUCGGGUACUGGCUACUCUGCUUUCUCUUCCCAGCCACCAGCGCCGCCCAGCAGGCCUCGCAAGGGGAUUUCCAGAGCGACCCUUUCCGCCACCUGUCACCCUACCUGUACUUGUCUCUGGUGAUGGCGCAGUUUGCAGUGUCUUGCCUCGCUGAUCAACCCCCGCUUUUCCCGAAAAGGCCCCCACAGGCUAAUCCAUGUCCUAAGGCUGGGGCCUCCUUCCCCUCCAAGGCCAUGUUCUGGUGGGUUUCUGGGUUGGUCUGGAAGGGCUACAGGAGGCCACUGGGGCCAAAAGACCUCUGGUCACUUGGGAGCGAAAAUUCCUCUGAAGAACUGGUUUCCCAGCUUGAAAAGGAAUGGACAAGGAACCGCAGCGCCACCCAGCGGCACACCAAGGCGACAGCAUUUAAAAGGAAAGGAAGCCAUAACAAGGAGGCCCCAGAGAUGGAGACCCUCUUGCUGAAACAGCGGGGGCAGAGGGGCCCGCUGCUGAGGGCCAUCUGGCAGGUGGGCCGCUCCGCCUUCCUCCUGGGGACCCUCAGCCUCAUCAUCAGUGAUGUCUUCCGGUUCACGGUGCCCAAGCUCCUCAGCCUCUUCCUGGAGUUUAUCGGGGACCCCAACUCCCCGGCCUGGAAAGGCUCCCUCCUCGCCGUGCUGAUGUUCCUCUCCGCCUGCCUGCAAACGCUGUUCGAGCAGCAGCACAUGUACAGACUCAAGGUGCUGCAGAUGAGGCUGCGAACGGCCGUCACUGGCCUGGUGUGCAGAAAGGUCCUGGCUCUGUCCAGCAGCUCCAGAAAGUCCAGUGCAGUGGGGGACGUGGUCAACCUGGUGUCUGUGGACGUGCAGCGGCUGACCGAGAGCGUCACCUACCUCAACGGGCUGUGGCUGCCGCUUAUCUGGAUCGUCGUGUGCUUUGUCUACCUCUGGCAGCUUCUAGGACCAUCUGCCCUCACCGCCAUUGCUGUCUUCGUGAGCCUCCUCCCUCUGAAUUUCUUCAUCACCAAGAAGAGGAACCACCAUCAGGAGGAGCAAAUGAGGCAGAAGGACUGUCGGGCGCGGCUCACCAGCUGCAUCCUCAGGAACGUGCGGACGGUCAAGUACCAUGGCUGGGAGGGAGCCUUUCUGGACAGAGUCCUGCACAUCCGGGCCCAGGAGCUGGGUGCCUUGAAGACCUCCAGCCUCCUCUUCUCCGUGUCUCUGGUGUCCUUCCAAGUGUCCACGUUUCUGGUGGCACUGGUUGUGUUUGCUGUGCAUACUCUGGUGGCCGAGGAGAAUGCCAUGGAUGCCGAGAAAGCCUUCGUGACCCUCACGGUUCUCAACAUCCUCAACAAGGCCCAGGCUUUCCUGCCCUUCUCCAUCCACUCCGUCGUCCAGGCCCGGGUGUCCUUUGACCGCCUAGCUGCCUUCCUGUCCCUGGAAGAAACUGACCCUGGGGCUGUGGACUGGAGUCCCUCCAGAUGCGCUGCUGGGGAGGACUGCAUCAGCAUACAGGAAGGCACCUUCACCUGGUCCCAGGAAAGCGCUCCCUGCCUGCACAGGAUCAACCUCACGGUGCCCCAGGGCUGCCUGCUUGCUGUCGUCGGUCCCGUGGGGGCAGGAAAGUCCUCUCUGCUGUCUGCCCUCCUCGGGGAGCUGUCCAAGGUGGAGGGGUCCGUGAGCAUCAAGGGUCCGGUGGCUUAUGUGCCCCAGGAGGCCUGGGUCCAGAACACGUCUGUGGUGGACAAUGUGUGCUUCGGGCAGGAGCUGGAUGCACCGUGGCUGGAGACGGUCCUGGAGGCCUGUGCCCUGUGGCCAGAUGUGGAUGGCUUCCCUGCAGGGGUCCACACCCGAACUGGGGAGCAGGGCAUGAAUCUCUCUGGGGGCCAGAAGCAGCGGCUGAGCCUGGCCCGGGCUGUCUACAGGAAAGCUGCUGUGUACCUGCUGGAUGACCCCUUGGCAGCUCUGGAUGCCCAUGUUGGCCAGCAUAUUUUCAACCGGGUUAUUGGGCCUGACGGGCUGCUCCAGGGGACGACUCGGAUUCUCGUCACCCACGCACUCCACGUCCUGCCCCAGGCUGAUUGGAUCGUGGUGCUAGAAGAUGGGGCCAUUGCAGAGAUGGGUUCCUUCCAGGAGCUGCUGCACAGGAAGGGGGCCCUGGUGGGCCUUCUGCAUGGAGCCAGACAGCCAGGAGAUGGAGGAGAAGGAGAUGAGAACGGAAGCCCGGAAGUUCAAGAACUGGUCCAUGUUGACCUGAUUCAAACAGAACGCCCGGCCGGUGCCAAAGACCCCAGAGGCUCUGCUGCAGGUGGGAGGCCUGAGGGCGGAUCAGAGAGGUUCGUGAAGUUAGUGCCUGAGAAGGACAGCGCUGCCUCAGAGGCCCAGACAGGGCUUCCCCUGGAUGAUCCUGAGGGGCCAGGACAGCCGAAGGGAAAGGACCGCACGCAGCAUGGCAGGGUGAAGGCUACCGUGUACCUGACCUACCUACGAGCGGUGGGCACCCCGCUCUGCCUCUACGCACUUUUCCUCUUCCUCUGCCAGCAAGUGGCCUCCUUCUGCCGUGGCUACUGGCUGAGCCUGUGGGCAGACGACCCCACCGUGGACGGGCAGCAGACUCACACGGCCCUGCGGGGCUGGGUCUUCGGGCUCCUGGGCUGUCUCCAAGCAAUCGGGCUGUUUGCCUCCAUGGCCACAGUGCUCCUCGGUGGGAUCCAGGCAUCAAGCCUGCUCUUCCGGGGGCUGCUGUGGGAUGUGGCCCGGUCUCCUAUUGGCUUCUUCGAGCGGACGCCCGUUGGGAACCUGCUGAACCGCUUCUCCAAGGAGACAGACACAGUAGAUGUGGACAUCCCAGACAAACUCCGGUCUCUACUGAUGUACGCCUUCGGACUCCUGGAGGUUGGGCUGGUGGUGACGGUGGCCACCCCACUGGCUGUUGUGGCCAUCCUGCCGCUGCUCCUCCUCUAUGCUGGGUUUCAGAGCCUAUACGUGGCCAGCUCGUGCCAGCUCAGACGCCUGGAGUCAGCCAGAUACUCGUAUGUGUGUUCUCACGUGGCCGAGACAUUCCAGGGCGGGCCAGUGGUCAGGGCCUUCCGGGUCCAGGGCCCCUUUGUGGCUCAGAAUGACGCCCACAUGGAUGAAACCCAGAGAGUCUGUUUCCCGCGGCUGGUGGCUGACAGGUGGCUCGCUGCCAACCUGGAGCUGGUGGGGAACGGGCUGGUGUUCGCAGCCGCCAUGUGCGCGGUGCUGAGCAAGGCCCACCUCAGCCCCGGCCUCGUGGGCUUCUCUGUCUCUGCCGCCCUCCAGGUGACCCAGACGCUGCAGUGGGCCGUUCGCAGCUGGACAGACCUGGAGAGCAGCAUUGUGUCGGUGGAGCGACUGAAGGACUAUGCCCAGACGCCCAAGGAGGCUCCCUGGAAGCUGCUUACCUGUGCAGCCCACCCACCCUGGCCUCGUAGGGGGCAGAUUGAGUUCCGGGAUUUUGGGCUGAGAUACCGACCCGAGCUCCCACUGGCCGUGCGGGGCGUGUCCUUCAGGAUCAAUGCAGGAGAGAAGGUGGGCAUUGUUGGCAGGACAGGGGCCGGAAAGUCCUCCCUGGCUGGGGGCCUGCUGCGGCUCGUGGAGGCAGCUGAGGGUGGGAUCUGGAUCGACGGGGUCCCCAUCGCCCAAGUGGGGCUGCACACGUUGCGGUCCAGGGUCACCAUCAUCCCCCAGGACCCCACCUUGUUCCCUGGCUCUCUGCGAAUGAACCUCGACAUGCUACAUGAGCACACGGAUGAAGCCAUCUGGGAGGUCUUGGAGACGGUGCAUCUCAGAGCCACGGUGGCCAGCCUGCCUGGCCAGCUGCACUACGAGUGUACUGACCAAGGCGACAACCUGAGCGUGGGCCAGAAGCAGCUCCUGUGUCUGGCACGUGCCCUUCUCCGGAAAACCCAGAUCCUCAUUCUGGACGAGGCCACGGCUGCUGUGGACCCAGGGACAGAGCGCCAGAUGCAGGCCGCCCUGGGGAGCUGGCUUGCGCAGUGCACAGUACUGCUCAUUGCCCACCGCCUGCACUCUGUGCUGGACUGUGCCAGGGUUCUGGUCAUGGACGAGGGGCAGGUGGCAGAGAGUGGCAGCCCGGCCCAGCUGCUGGCCCAGAAGGGCCUGUUUUACAGGCUGGCACAGGAGUCAGGCCUGGUCUGAGUGUGGCCCCUUGAUCCUCCUCUGGCCCCACCAACCUGGAGAUUCUGCCAAGCCCUGGAGACAUGCUGACCUGGGGUCAUCAAUGGCCCCAUGGACUUGAGUCUAGACUCCUUUCUACUCUCUGGAAGGAGAAAGUGCCAUAUCAUCCCAGAGCCAGGAGGAUGCAGCCACCCCAAAGUUGGCCUGAUCAGGGCCCAUCCAACCCCUUCUAUCCCAGAUCCAAAGUCAACAGCAGCUGGCUGCCCUGGCUGCCCCCUGAGCUCAACCAGGGACCCCCAAAUGUCUGUGCUCAGGCUCCACCACAGACCAAUGAAAUCAGAAUCCCUGGGGCUGGAGCAAUGGUGUGUGUACCUUUUACAGAGUACCCCUUCGAUUUUGAGAUGAUUGCAGAUUGACAAGCAGUUAAAGACAAAAUAGUCCAGAGAGCUCCUGUAUACCCCUUCCCCACUAGUAGUAACAUCUUUCAAGUAUAGCUGAUUGACAAUGUUGUGAUAAUUACUACUGUAUAGCAAAGUGAUGAUACAUAUAUUUUUUAAUAUUCUUUUCCAUUAUGAUUAUAGGAUAUUAAGUAUAGUUUCCUGUGCUAUAUAUACAUCAUGAAAGUCAUAAAAUACGACUAUUUUAACAAUA